Messenger RNA from Mercenaria mercenaria, 925 nucleotides. RefSeq names its product thrombospondin-2-like. NCBI's taxonomy places the organism in Eukaryota, Metazoa, Mollusca, Bivalvia, Venerida, Veneridae. Bases 54 to 764 code for a protein of 236 amino acids. The transcript is spliced from 5 exons. The record is from RefSeq and is a predicted model, not a curated record.
UCGACAUAAACCUCAAAACAAAUUGUUGCUCUAGCUUUAAUUGACAGUGAACAAUGUUUUGUAUUACGAGUAUUUUUGUCUUUGGUGCUUGUGUUAGCCUAGCAUGUGGAGUUCUUCUUGAAGACACUGUAGAAAGCAGAUUGGCAAGUUUGGAAACACAGAUGGAACGUGUGGUAAAAGAGUUGGCGGUAGUACAGGGAUGUACUUCCGAUUUUUGCGAUAUUCAUUGGACGAAAUGGGCAACUUGGAGCUCCUGGUCAAAGUGUACGGGACAAUGCAACCAGGGAUAUGGAUCUAGCAAGCAAACCAGAACACGUACACGCACGUGCAUUGGGCAAACUCCUGACACCCAGGGAGUACAGUGCACUGGUGAUUCAGUGGAAACUGAUAAAAGACCAUGUAAUGCCGUAGAACUCUAUGGUUGUCUAAAUUCUGCACAGAACACGAACAAUACAUAUGGAAUGGUAUACAAUUUCUUUGACGAGCUCGCACAAAGCGCGUGCACUGCUGCUGUGAAUACUGCCUCGCACGUGCUUGCGCUGAGACGAAACUGUAAUACUGGAAAAGCACCACAGUGUUCUACGAUCUGUUCAAAUGCCGGGUACCACUGUUUUGACGAGCUUCAUGUUUAUCCGCCUCACAAUAUACUUAAGCCAGACGUAUAUACAGAUGAAGGGAAACCGGGAUUGAUGAUGUAUCGAUAUUUUUCAUGCACUUGGAGCACCGGCAGUUGUGGCCCUAAUUACUGUUGUUGCAACUACUAGUAUAAGAUACUUUUCCUUGUAGGAAAAAAAAAACAUUUACGGACUAACUGCCUUGUUAAUGAAGACUGGAAGUGUCAUUUUCUUCUGACCUGUGGAUGUUUUCCUCUCGAUAUCUUAAAGUGUUGUAUAUGUUACAUUUGAGAAUUUAAAAGUAAAAGCAU